CAGAGUGCGGUGCAAUCGUGCAGUAGCAAAAUGGCGGGUGUGUUGUUCGAGGAUAUUUUUAAUGUAAAAGACAUCGAUCCGGAAGGCAAAAAAUUCGACAGGGUGAGCAGACUUCAUUGUGAGUCGGAAUCCUUCAAAAUGGAUCUCAUUCUGGACAUCAACAGUUGGUUGUAUCCUAUGGAGUUAGGUGAUAAGUUUCGCCUCGUCCUGGCGACGACAUUGCGCGAGGAUGGAUAUCCCGACGGCAACGAGUGGAAUCCUUUGGAGCAGGAGGGCGGCUCCAGAGCGGAUAGCUUCGAGUACGUCAUGUCCGGCAAGGUGUACCGGAUCGAAGGCGACGAAGCCAGCAAUGAGCCCAGCAGCAGACUAUCGGCCUAUGUGUCUUUCGGAGGUCUACUCAUGAGGCUGCAGGGCGACGCGAACAAUCUGCACGGCUUCGAGAUAGAUCAACACAUGUACCUGCUAAUGAAGAAACUCGCAUUUUAAUACUUGCAAUUUUUUGAAAAUUCGACUAAGGGUUCCAUUGACAAAUAUAUCAUUUAAACAACUUUUAUACUUUCGACCGACGUAUAGAAUAGAUUUUGAUAUAAGCAAUACGAAUUUUCAACUUAUCAUUCUUCGUAAUAAUUCUAAGGUUUUUUUUUUUUUUUAAUUCAAAGAUCUAAUGAUUUAGAUUCAUUUCCUAAUUAAGAUACCAAAUGACAUGACUUCUGUCGUCGCUAGGAAAUUAAGGCAAAUAAAAAUAUUUUUGCACAUUAAAA
Linepithema humile (Argentine ant) is the source of this 761-nucleotide messenger RNA. It is a transcript of the gene Rpb8, whose product is annotated as DNA-directed RNA polymerases I, II, and III subunit Rpb8. Lineage: Eukaryota; Metazoa; Arthropoda; Insecta; Hymenoptera; Formicidae. Gene Ontology annotation, cellular component: RNA polymerase I complex; RNA polymerase II, core complex; RNA polymerase III complex. Gene Ontology annotation, biological process: DNA-templated transcription. The record is from RefSeq and is a predicted model, not a curated record.